Molecule: messenger RNA, 1009 nt
Organism: Phalaenopsis equestris
Lineage: Eukaryota; Viridiplantae; Streptophyta; Magnoliopsida; Asparagales; Orchidaceae
Product: U1 small nuclear ribonucleoprotein A
Exons: 5
Coding region: 76-813 (245 amino acids)
Biological process (GO): mRNA splicing, via spliceosome
Cellular component (GO): U1 snRNP
Molecular function (GO): U1 snRNA binding
Source: RefSeq, a predicted model, not a curated record
UUUCAUCGUCUCUCGUGUCUUCGACUUCCGAAUACUAUCAUUCGGUGGAGGGACGGGAGGCGCGAAGCAGGUAGGAUGAGUAAUGCAACCAGCGGAGGAGAAGCACCGGCUAUUUCAGCCAACAUGACAAUCUAUAUCAAUAAUCUGAACGAGAAGAUAAAACCGGAAGAGCUCAAGAAGUCCCUAAAUGCGGUUUUUUCUCAAUUUGGAAAAAUAUUGGAAGUGCUUGCCUUUAAAACUCUGAAACACAAAGGUCAAGCAUGGGUUGUCUUUGAAGAUGUUGCAUCAGCUAUGGAGGCACUUAAGCGAAUGCAAGGAUUUCCUUUCUAUGACAAACCUAUGAGGAUUCAAUAUGCUAAAACAAAAUCAGAUAUUAUAGCAAAAGCUGAUGGCACUUUUGUACCUCGAGAGAGGAGGAGGAGACAUGAUGAUAAAGCUGAAAAAAAACGUAGGGAGCGAAAUCGUGAUGCUAAUCAAGCUGGGUUGAACUCUGCUUAUGUUGGAGCUUAUGGUACUUUGCCGUCGAUAUCUCAGUUGUCUUAUCCUGGAGGGGCCAAGCUUCCGGAGGCUCCUGCUCCACCAAACAACAUCUUGUUCGUUGAGAAUCUUCCGCAUGAAUGCACGCCAAUGAUGCUGCAAAUGCUUUUCUGUCAGUACCCAGGAUUCAAAGAGGUUCGAAUGGUUGAAGCAAAGCCUGGGAUUGCUUUUGUAGAGUAUGGAGAUGAGAUGCAGUCUACGGUUUCCAUGCAAGCUCUCCAGGGUUUUAAGAUGACAGCUCAGAAUCCGAUGGUCAUCUCUUAUGCAAAGAAGUAGAGAUCUGUGUAGCUUUGCAGUAUGUAUUCAGGGUGACAGUGCAUACUGUUUCAUCUUUUUUUAUAUGACAACUUCUCUACUUGUAUUUUUUGAUUUAGUUUUUAUUUUCAGUUUAGUGCUCCUGUAGCAUCGCCUUUCCCUUUCAAAUUUAAAUCUGGUUGUUGGUCAGUCAAUUGCACUCCAAUCAAUGUGAAUU